Messenger RNA from Microthlaspi erraticum, 801 nucleotides. NCBI's taxonomy places the organism in Eukaryota, Viridiplantae, Streptophyta, Magnoliopsida, Brassicales, Brassicaceae. The record is from the annotation of a GenBank genome assembly.
AUGAUAAAGAGAAGAUUUUACAAGCUUGAGCAUGGUGACAAAGACAGUGGAUCCGACUCGUCUUGCUUCUCAUCAGAUUCUGACCCGGACACUGAAGAAUCGGAAGAAUCCGGAUCCGAAGACGCCGUUGCAGAAGUCUCCGAUGACAAUGAUGAUUCCGUCUCAGAAGGUGAAGGAGACGACGAUGAUGAAUCUCCAGCUGGUGAAGAAGACGAUGCUGAUGUUGAAGAUGAUGAUGAGGAUGGUGAUGGUAAUGGUGAUGAUGACUAUGUUGGGAGAUUUAAGAAGGCAAUGAUGAGUCUGAAUCGUGAUGCUUUUCCUGAAGAGCCACCGGAAGAGGAGGAAGAGAACUAUAUUCUAGGUUGUAUGGUUAAACGCAAAUCGGUUUACAAAUGCAGAUAUUGUCCAGACGUUGUUUGCUUGAAUGAAGCAACAAUGCAAGCUCAUGUUUCAUCAAAGAAGCAUGUUCGUGCUGAGAAGUUGGCGAAAGAAGAGAAGCUCAGAAGCGAUGAUGAAGAAGAAGAAGUCGAUGAUGAUACAGAGAAGCCAUCUCAGGAGAAGGAGAUAAAAGGGAACAGAAGAUCACAAAGAAAGGGUAAGAAGUCACGGAAAGAAGGAAAGGUCAAAGCUGAUGAUCCAGAAACGCCAUCUCAGGAGAAGCAGGAGGUAAAGGGAAACAGAAAAGCACGAAGAGAGGCUAUGAGAUCACAAAAACCUGAAAAGGUUUCAUCGACCACAGACAGAGAAAAGACAGAUGCAACGCAGAAAUCUAGGAAGAAAAUGCGUCAAACUAAGGAUUAA